This is a messenger RNA of Ziziphus jujuba (common jujube), 1691 nucleotides long. Its product is annotated as equilibrative nucleotide transporter 1. The coding region runs from base 142 to 1416 and encodes 424 amino acids. Gene Ontology annotation, biological process: nucleoside transmembrane transport. Gene Ontology annotation, molecular function: nucleoside transmembrane transporter activity. The record is from RefSeq and is a predicted model, not a curated record. Gene Ontology annotation, cellular component: plasma membrane. The transcript is spliced from 2 exons. NCBI's taxonomy places the organism in Eukaryota, Viridiplantae, Streptophyta, Magnoliopsida, Rosales, Rhamnaceae.
CUUCGACCUUUAUAUAAACAAACCCCCUAUGGGGAAGAAAUUGAGGAUUUUUUUUUUUUUUUUCAGCAUAAUCCUUAAAACCCAGCAAGACCCAGAUCCCAAAACCAUUGGAAUUUAGGUGGGCAAGUCUCUAAUUUUCAAAUGGUUUAUACACACAGCGAUUCCGAGUCGGCUCUCCUUCUGUCGACCAGCACAACAACAACAACAACAACAACUCCGAUCAAACCCAUUAAUGUUCCAAAGGACAAGUUCCAUUUGACCUACAUUAUCUACUUUGUAUUGGGUCUCGGUUAUCUCCUCCCAUGGAACGCCUUUGUCACGGCCGUCGAUUACUUCGCUUAUCUAUACCCGGAAGCAAGCGUGGACCGUAUUUUCGCCGUCGUUUACAUGGUGGUCGGUUUCGUUUCCAUCCUCCUUAUAGUUCUCUAUGCCCACAAGUCCGAUAGUGUUGUGCGGAUCAACUCGGGUCUGGCCCUGUUCGUGGUUUCUCUGCUGAUUGUGCCCCUUAUGGAUGUUUUCUACAUCAAGGGUCGGGUUGGGUUGUAUGAUGGGUUCUAUGUGACGGUUUUUGCGGUUGCUCUUUCGGGUAUUGCCGAUGGAUUGGUUCAAGGUGGGGUUAUUGGGUCCGCCGGUGAGUUGCCGGAAAGAUAUAUGCAAGCUGUUGUGGCUGGGACUGCAGCUUCGGGAGUCCUCGUUUCUGUUCUUAGGAUUAUAACCAAAGCUGUAUACCCACAAGAUGCUCAUGGCUUGAGACAAAGUGCAAAUCUUUAUUUCUCUGUUGGGAUUGUGGUUAUGGUUAUUUGCGUUGCUCUAUACAAUGUGGCCCCGAGGCUUCCGGUUAUAAAGUAUUAUAGAGAAUUGAAGAUUCGGGCUGUAGACGAGGAGAAACAAGAGAAAGGUCCACUAACUGGAUCGGUAUGGAGAUCAACUCUGUGGGAGAUCGUUGGUAGAAUCCAGUGGUAUGGAGUUGGCAUAAUUCUUACAUAUGUUGUGACUUUGUCGAUAUUUCCAGGAUAUAUAACAGAGGAUGUGCACUCUGAGAUAUUCAAAGAUUGGUACCCAGUUCUCCUUAUUACUGCCUACAAUGUGUUUGAUCUGGUUGGAAAGUGUUUGACUCCACUUUAUCUCCUUGAAAAUGCAAAGGUUGCAAUUGGUAGCACUGUGGUGAGAUUGGUUUUCUUUCCUCUUUUCUUGGCGUGCUUGUAUGGUCCUAAAUUUAUGAGAACAGAAAUUCCAGUGACAAUAUUGACUUCCCUUUUGGGUCUUACCAAUGGCUACUUGACAAGUGUGCUGAUGAUUUUGGCUCCCAAAGUUGUCCAUUUACAACACGCAGAGACUGCAGGGAUAGUAAUGGUACUCUUCUUGGUUAUUGGUUUAGCUGCUGGUUCAGUUGUAUCUUGGUUUUGGGUCCUUUGAUAUCUAAGCAAUGUACCAUAUCUAUGGCUAGAUUCGCUGUGUGGAUAGUUAAAGCUGUUUAAACUUUAUAGUUGUUCAUAAUACUGUAUCAUCUGCAGUUAUGGUAUUUCGGACCAUGUUAUCUGGUGGGUAACACUACUUAUACUUAAUUUGAGUAAUAAGUUGGAAAAUGUCAAUUUGUCAGUACUUUUAUUUGAAUGUUGUAACAACUUCCCCUUUAUGAAGUAAAGAAAGUAAUGGUAAAGAUUUGUUCCAUCCCAGGUUUGAUCCUUAAA